Molecule: messenger RNA, 1608 nt
Organism: Heterobilharzia americana
Lineage: Eukaryota; Metazoa; Platyhelminthes; Trematoda; Strigeidida; Schistosomatidae
Source: the annotation of a GenBank genome assembly
GCGAAAACUGCGCUACUGUAACCUUCAGCGAACACGAUCGAAAUAGGAGUUGGGGAUUGUUGAUCUCUGCAAGAUGUCUGAUUCUGGAAUGUUGGAUUUCAAACCAAUCGCUGAAAUGCAUGAUUAUUUGGAGGAUUUAGGAUUGCGUUUCGAGUAUGGUUGUGUGCGUGAAAAUGAUCCCGUUAGUGAGUACGUUGCAUUUUCCCUCCAACGAUACAUUAUUACUACGAAGGUUGUCAUUCGUGGGCUGUAUGAUAUCCUUAAAGAGAACUGUUUUAAAAAUAACUAUGCAGAUAGUUGCUUCAAACUCGGUUCUCUAAAGAUAAUUGGUGGUACUGAUGUAUUACGAGAUCCACUUGAAGCUUUUCGUGCAUUUGAACAUGGCUGCAAAGCAGGAAAACAAGGAAAAUGUUGUCAGGCUGCUGGUCGACUAGUUGCUGAUGGCAUAGCUAGUCAUACACCUAGUUUAUCGACUGCGAUGCCAUUCUUUGAAUUAGGCUGCCAGUUUAAAGCAUCAGAGAGUUGUUUUCAUCUUGGUGGUGCAGCAAUGGUGUUGGCUAGAGAAAAUGAUAAAUCUAGUGACUCAAAAAAAUCUGACAGUCAUCGUCUACGCUGUGAAGCUUUUAAAGCAUGGAUGGAAGGUUGUAGAUUAGGCCAUGAAUUUUCUUGUCGUAAUAUUGCCAAAAUGUAUUCAAGUGGUGAUGGAGUUGAGUCGGAUGAGUUGAAAGCAAAGGAUUACAUGAUGAAAGCUGAUCAACUAGCGAAGAGUAAUGAUAUAAAAAGUAGUGACUCUUGUACGAAACGUGAUUUCACAUGAUUUUUUCUAAUUUAUCAUACUGUUAUAAACUCAGAAUUAGAACUUUUUCUCAAAGAUUUUCGUUCUUUGUGCAUAAAGAUGAUUCUUUUUAUGAAUAUUAACCACUAUCCCUUAUUAUUUGAAUUCGGCUGGUAGACUAUGAUACCACUGAUUAUACCAAAGUAUGAAAUAAUUUCAUAAUGGAUAUUGUUUCAUGAAAGAUUCAUUUGCUAAACCGUGUACGAGCGUAAUGCAAACUGUAUGCUAAACCUUUUCAUAUGAUGGUUUUUUGGUGUAAAAUAAGUGCUUUGACGUGGGUAGUUGCGGUGAGAGUUCAAAUCAGUACUUCACUGGUUGAAUAUCGAGUACUUAAACCAGUUAGCUGUAACCGUUUACCAGUAAGUAAACCAUUUCUGUAAUUCAAGACGAAUGAGAAAAUUGCUGAAUCAGGUGAAAUUAGUUGGGUUUUUCCAUCUUAUUUUGCAACGUUUCAAGCUAGCUUCCGAAAACCAAUGAAAACUUGUCAGCAUUCAUUAGGGGGUACAUGAUUAUUAAGUCCAAUGCUGUAGCAAAACGACACUUGUGUUCCAUGGUCGCCAUCACUUCUUAGGCUGCUGUCUGUUUGCUAUGGGCACUGUUCUGUUGAAUUUACACCGGAGUAAACUGUAAGUGGUUUUAAGUUAGCUUAGUAGAUCGUUUCAGUUGAUUCGUUUGUUUGUAGCAAUGUGGAGGUUUCAACAGAGAAACUUGUAGUAAUCUAUGGAAGUGGUUGUACAGAGUAUUGUACUAUCUUGUUUUUAUUCUCUUUUUUA